AUGAUCCGCCUUCUACUACUAGCAGGGCUUCUUGGAUUGGCUAGCUAUGCCAAUGCAGAGGGAGUGUACGAUGUGGGUGUCAGCUGGACGCUAUCCGAGGACUCACUAACAGACUGCAAUGAUGACGAGAUGAAUAAUCUUGUAGUCGAAGCAUUGCAUUACGUUGGAAUUGAAAUGAGCCACGAUGGAUGGGACGACCUAAUCUCUGAAGAUGCACUGAAUGGAAGGUACGCCCAUUGGAAGAAAGAGUACGCCAAGUUCAAGGACGCAAAGAAGCGUUUUGAUGAUAAGCCCAAUAUUGAUGAUGAGAACUGGAAUGUCGUCAUGAAGGAGUACUACAAUCUCAAGAAGGCUGUUGUGGACCUCACGAGAAAAGAUGUAGAUCGGAAGAAACAAGCAGGCAAAAAUGCCAUGGCAAAGUUCGAUGGGAUCAAACGGAGAGCUCGCAAAAAAAUAAGGGAAGCUCGAAAAGAAGCUCGGGAAGCUGAAGAGGAAGCAGAGAAGGCCCAGAGAGAAGCGGACCUGGAGGCGAAAGAAGCCGCCAAACUCGCGAAAGAAGCUGGAAUGUCUGACGAGGCAGAUGAAGCUUGCGACACCACUGAAGAGUUUGAGUGUGCGGAUGGAUCUGUCGUCACCAGGGAUCUUGAUAGCUGUUUGUUUCCUGACUGUCCUACCUUUCCCGACGAUGCCAUUGAUCCCAGCCCCACCGACGCCACCAACGAUGGCGAGGGUGAGCGUGCCCUUGCGGAGGAAGAGUUGGAUUUCUCGGAGCACGAAGUCGAUCAACCUGGUGAAAGCCAUCGUCGACUUGGAGGGUGCAAAGCUCCUUCCCGAAUGUGCCAACUUGUGGGGCACGUUCAUUGUGUCAAUUGCUGUGGCUGCGGCGGCCGCCGCCGUCGUGGGCUACGCCAGCAGGAACGAGAAAUGUUGAAGGUCUAUUCCGGUGAGGACAUUGAGAUGACAGCGAAGCUCGUCUGGACAGCCAUCACGGCAAUGAUGGAAAAGUACGAAGAUGACGAAGAGCACAACCAGCACAACAGAAUCGAGUGUUUGAAGUAUCCUGUGGAGGUAGUUGUGAAAAUGGGGGGUGAGCGUGGCAACAUUCACACAGUUGGACCUGAAUCUCCAGUCGAGUCUACCUAG
Seminavis robusta is the source of this 1143-nucleotide messenger RNA. The record is from the annotation of a GenBank genome assembly. Lineage: Eukaryota; Bacillariophyta; Bacillariophyceae; Naviculales; Naviculaceae.